Molecule: messenger RNA, 2250 nt
Organism: Danio rerio (zebrafish)
Lineage: Eukaryota; Metazoa; Chordata; Actinopteri; Cypriniformes; Danionidae
Source: RefSeq, a predicted model, not a curated record
GUUUUAUGUUUAAUCUACUUAGGUUUGCAAAAACUAAUAAGUUCACUUAAUUCCUUGAUGUUGUCCAAACACAAUUUGAUUGUGUGGAACACAGCAUUUUUACAGCGUAUGCUUGUAAACAUUAAUGACCAGAGUUAGCAAGAACUAACAAUGAACAACUGUAUUGCCCUUAAAUAAUAAGACAAAUCAAUACUGUAUUACUCAUUGUUUUGUUUGUGAUGUUAGUAAAUAACAAUAACCAAUGGAAACUUGUUGUUUACAUCAUACAGCCUGUUUUGUAUGUUAGAUCUUACGGAAAAAUAACAAACUUCUCUAUUCUUAUAUGUAUUAUAGAACUGAAGCAUCAUCAUGAGCAACAAAACUAAAUCAUCGACUGCAAAGUUUUACAAGGAACCAGUGAUGGUGGAGGAAGUGUACACUGGAUAUUUACAAAAGUCUCCUGCUUCACCGAUCAUUGCAAAAAACCUUCUGUCACAGAAAUCAUGGAAGCGGCGUUUUUUUGUGCUCUCCAAGACUGUCGAUAACAACCACCAGCUGACAUAUUAUCCAAGCAGCGAAAGGAGAGACAAGCCUUUGGGAAAGAUAGAUCUUUCCAAGAUCAGCCUGCUGUUUACUAGCCCAGAUUCACAUCCAACAUGGGACUGGAUCCAGAAACACAUCAAGUGUCCUCCAUCCUCUGUGCUUUUCAUGACGGUGGAAACUAGAGACUAUUUUCUCAUUGGACAAAACAGUGAUGAUGUGGAUGGCUGGCUCAAUGCAAUAGUCACUGCACUGAAGAAAUCACAAUGUAAACCAAAUACAGAGGAUCCCCCACAGGACAACAGAAUCAGAUCGAUUUCCGCACCUCUAAACUGCUCAGAGCCGAAAGUUGAAGAUCACCAUGAUGAAAGAUGGUCAGCGCCAGCUCUAAUGUCGGCUUCCUUUUCAACACAAAGCCAUUAUGACUAUCCUCGCAAGUUCAGUGAACCUCUAGUACCAGCAGAGCGCAAGCUCUCAGUUAUUGAGAUUCAAGAUGAGAAGACGAAGGAGAAAGAUAAAUCUCCAGAAAAGAGCAGUGAAUAUAUGUGCAUGGCAUCAGUACAAAUAGCUUUGGAAGAUAACCAGCAGGAGAAAAGCACUGCAUGCGCACAAAGUUGCAAUGAUGGUCGCGAUGCGUCUGUGUGCAAUGGUGCAGUCAACCAGGAAACAGAUGACCAAAAUCAAAAAAUGAAUAAAGAAAGGAGAAAUUCUGAUCCACGUGAGCAUUCACAACCACGUCAUCACAACUUCAAUAAUAACCAUGCAUCGACUGAGCUGGACAAAGCACCUUCAAACAAAAGUGGAACGGAAACACAUGUUGAAAAGGAGAUCUGCAUUAGUCAAAACAGCCUGAAAAACAGUCUGGUUUUAACAGAGAAAGAAGGCAAACCUUGUGUGUCUGAGUGUCGGCAGAGUCAGGACUCGUGUCUUUUCCACAAGGGUGAUCAGAUCCUUGCCUUCAACGAUCUACUGAUAGACACAGUAGAUGAGAUACAGACAUACCUUAGAAGACUCAGCAAGGAUGAGGUGAAACUCACCAUUCGGCGGCUUCCAGGGUCCCAGCCUCUCCACAGUGAAGCCUGUCCAUCACACUAAGGACAUGACAGAAACAUCACAUCAUCUCUCAUCAGCAACCAUUGAGAUAUCAGAAUUGUUGUGUACAAGUGUAGCUCAAGGUUAAAGGGUUUGUUUGGCAUCAUUAGAUUCUAGUCAUAAAGGAGGAAAGCACAGCAUUAAUAAGUUACAGAAGAGGCAAUGAGUUUAUCCAAAGUAUUUGUCCUCUGUGCAUGUACUGUACAUAAAGCAUGUAAAUAUGUAAAUUGACUGUUAAAAUCACUGACCUUACAAGAAAAUGACUGUAUAUAUGUACUAUAUGAGACAGUAGUGGAAAUAUGAGUUAAUGUUUGUUUAUUUGAAAAACAAGAGUUAAGUAUUACUUUAUAACAAGUAUGAAGGUUAAUUCACAGCAAAAUACGCAGUUCUAAACUGUUCAUAUAUUAUAAGCUCUUUAAAGCUGCACUUUCUAACAGUAUGAGAUACUUUAUAUACUGUGUAUAUACAACAUUUAUGUGUAUUAUUUACUGUGUAUAUACAACAUUUACUUGUAUAUGUAACAUUUACUGUAUAUAUACAACAUUUAUGUGUAUUAUACUUUGCAAUGCAUUUAAACAAGGAUGCUAUUAUUGAUUAAUCAAUGAUUAAAAUGUGUCAGUUACUCUUGAUAAAUGAUCA